AGCUUCUGUACUAGAACAAAUUCCUCGUAUGUGAAAACAUUCAUGGCGAUAAAGAUCUUUCUGAUUCUGAUUCCAAAAUCUAUUGUAAAUGCACAUGCAGUACGUAGGAUAUAACAAUCUGGCAACCCGUAACACCAUAAUGGCGUCCAUCACAGACCUGAAGAGCGCACUGAAGGAGACGUUGGAGGUGAGAGGCGUGCUCACACAGCUCAGAGCCAGGAUGAGGGCCGAGGUGUUCAGGGCGUUAGAUGAUCCGAGUGAGCGACGCCCCGAGCCGAGCCGAGAGACGCUGCUGAUUAAUGAACUGAUCCGAGAGUACCUGAAGUUCAACAAGUAUCAUCACACAGAGUCUGUCCUCAUUGCAGAGUCAGGGCAGCAGGAUGUUCCGCUGGAUCGAACAUUUAUCGCCAAUGAACUGAACAUUGUAGAAGAGCCGAGCAACAGGACACUUCCUCUGCUAUAUGGAGUCAUCUCUCACUUCCUGAAUGAGAAUGGAGCAUGAAAGGAAGAAAAACGGACAGAGCCAGACGUCACAUGGCAACAAGGAGUCACAUGGCAACAGGAAGUCACAUGGCAACAAGGAGUCACAUGGCAACAGGAAGUCACAUGGCAACAAGGAGUCACAUGAUAACUGGUCAACACCAUUAAAUUAUUAUUUACUUGCUGAAGUACCACAAGCUCCAUGAGUGUUUAGAUGUUUUAUAUUUCUGUAUGUUACCAAAAAUAAAACAAUUUCUUACUA
Molecule: messenger RNA, 742 nt
Organism: Tachysurus vachellii
Lineage: Eukaryota; Metazoa; Chordata; Actinopteri; Siluriformes; Bagridae
Gene: cep20
Product: centrosomal protein 20
Exons: 5
Coding region: 89-502 (137 amino acids)
Biological process (GO): microtubule anchoring; cilium assembly
Cellular component (GO): motile cilium; ciliary basal body; centrosome
Molecular function (GO): protein binding
Source: RefSeq, a predicted model, not a curated record